CUGCGGGGAAGUCAAGGGGUCGUCCCCGCCGGGGUUCGACCUCGACUUGACUUCCCAAAUGAGCUUGAGCCCAGAUGCAGCACACAGAAUCGUCUGCAGGAGAGGUAAUGGCAAGCAGAACGAUGGGUCAACUGAAAUAUCCGAGAAAUGGCCCGCGUCAAAUUGACACCCCGGCGGGUGCGGAAUGCGGAUCCCCAUGGUAUUAACCCCGCGAACCGGCCCCUCAUAGAUCUCAUGGGGAUUCAACAUCAACACCACCCGGUCCAGCCUAGACUACACUCGAUCCUCAUACGCUCCUAUCGACAUAUUGAAAACCAUCUAUGCCCUACACCCAAACCUAAGCGCCGUAGUAUAGCACAGUAAACCCGCCAAGCCAUGCCCCCAACCAACCUCCUCCUUGGCGCUACCGCCAUCAUCACAGGCGGCACAACCGGCAUCGGCCGCGCCAUCGCCCUCGCCUUCCUCGCACAGGGCUGCAACGUAGCCGUGAACCACCUCGACCUGGAAAAGGACAAGCCCCACCUCGACUCCCUCCUCUCCGAAGCCGCGGCCCUGCACGAAGCCAGCCCAACCACCGCCGGGAAGCUCGCCCACCUGCCAGGCGACGUGCGCGACCCGGCCACCGGCCCGGCGCUCGUCUCCUUCGCCCUGUCCCAAUUCAACACCACCCGCCUGGACAUCUGCGUCGCCAACGCGGGGAUCUGCACCUUCGCGCCCUUCCUCGACCUCUCCCCGGACCUGUUCUCCAACACGGUGCGCACCAACCUCGACGGCGCCUUCUACAUGGUCCAGGCCGCGGCGCGGCACAUGGCCCGCGUGAAUUCCCCUCCGGGGGGGUCGAUCAUCGCCAUCAGCUCCAUCUCGGCGCUCGUCGGCGGCGCGCAGCAGACGCAUUACACGCCCACCAAGGCGGGCGUGCUCAGUCUGAUGCAGAGCACGGCCUGUGCGCUGGGGCAGUAUAACAUCCGGUGUAACGCGCUGCUGCCGGGCACGAUUCGUACGCAGUUGAACGAGGAGGAUCUGAAGGAUGACGGGAAGCGGGGGUACAUGGAGGGAAGGAUACCGCUGGGCAGGACGGGCGUGCCGGGGGAUUUGGCCGGGCCGGCAGUGUUUUUGGCGUGUGAGGAGCUGAGUGGGUACGUGACCGGCGCGCAGCUGCUGGUGGAUGGGGGGUUAUUUGUGAAUUUGCAGUAAGGGGUAGUGUGCGGUUGUUGUAGGUUGUGAUUUUAUCUUUCGAGGAGUAUAAUUCUAUCUUUUGAGGAAGUAUACUACUAUGUACGUAGUCCGGGGCCUUUUUUUUGGGUGGGGGGGUGAGUGGGGAGUGCAGGGCGGCUCAUACUAAGACCACCCGCGCUCUAAGUAAUGGUAACUACAUGAACCAAGUCACUAUCCUGGGAUUCUCAAAGUCGAGUUCCGGUUUGACGAACUCAAAUAUCUUCCUCUUGUUCACGUACUCCUCACUCUCCUGCAG
This is a messenger RNA of Chaetomium strumarium, 1471 nucleotides long. RefSeq lists its product as uncharacterized. The record is from RefSeq and is a predicted model, not a curated record. NCBI's taxonomy places the organism in Eukaryota, Fungi, Ascomycota, Sordariomycetes, Sordariales, Chaetomiaceae. Gene Ontology annotation, molecular function: oxidoreductase activity, acting on the CH-OH group of donors, NAD or NADP as acceptor. The transcript has a single exon. The coding region runs from base 376 to 1194 and encodes 272 amino acids.